Messenger RNA from Rhincodon typus (whale shark), 4266 nucleotides. RefSeq names its product zinc finger protein 271-like. Lineage: Eukaryota; Metazoa; Chordata; Chondrichthyes; Orectolobiformes; Rhincodontidae. The transcript is spliced from 2 exons. Gene Ontology annotation, biological process: regulation of transcription by RNA polymerase II. The coding region runs from base 477 to 1592 and encodes 371 amino acids. Gene Ontology annotation, cellular component: nucleus. The record is from RefSeq and is a predicted model, not a curated record. Gene Ontology annotation, molecular function: DNA-binding transcription activator activity, RNA polymerase II-specific; RNA polymerase II cis-regulatory region sequence-specific DNA binding.
CCAGAGCUGGUUCACUUCCUAUAGGGACUGAAAACAAGUGAGGAGAUGAAGAAUUGCACUGUACGCACCAGAGAAUACGUAGAAGAUGGACACUGCAGACAGAUCCUGACCAUCACCCAAGGAACAACUGCACAACUGUAGGAAGACAUCCAGUCUGUUCACUGCUCAACACAAAGAGAGUUCGGCAGUGAAAUCAGUCGGGUCAGGGGAGCUUUGACAUAUCACCAGAUCUGAAACUGGUCAGUGGUGUGGAGCCUUCCAUCAGAACCCAGCUUUCUGAAGGUUCAGCUGUGGGUGAGACCGAGAAGAAGUGUGAGUGGCUCCCAAGUGUGGUGAGAGCUUCGGUCAUUCAUCGAGGCUCAUGAACCACUGACUCAUCCUUACAGGGGUGAGGCUGUUCGAGUGUGAGGUGUGUGAGAAGAGCUCCAGAGAUUCUGAUCACAUUUUGCAUCUGUUGUUAAUGUAAGGACAACUUCAUGGAAGAGAAACUGUUCAAGUGUGAGGUCUGCAACCGAGCUUUUGCAAAGUCAUCAAGACUCAUGAAUCACCAACGCAUUCAUACGGGGGAGAAGCCAUUCAAAUGUGAGGUAUGCAACCGAGCUUUCGCACAGUCAUCAACGCUCGUAAAUCACCGACGUACUCACACUGGGGAGAAGCCAUAUGUGUGCGAGGUGUGUGACAAAGCAUUCUCACAGCCAUCAAACCUCCGUGUACAUCAACGUAUUCACACAGGGGUGAAACCAUUUACAUGCGAGGUAUGUCACAAAUCAUUUUCAAUGUCAGCAAACCUCCGUUUACACCAACGCAUUCACACAGGGGAGAAACCAUUCACAUGCAACAUUUGUAUGAAAUCAUUCUUGAAUCCAGUACACCUCUGCAUACACCAACGCAUUCAUACAGGGGAGAGACCAUUUGCAUGUGAGGUGUGUGACAAAUCUUUCUCUCAAUCAUCAAGCCUCCGUGUUCACCAACGCAUUCACACAGGGGAGAAGCCAUUUGCAUGUGGUGUUUGUGACAAGUCAUUCUCACAGUUAUCAAGUCUUCAUGUACACCAACGCGUUCACACAGGGGAGAAGCCGUUCACAUGUGAGAUAUGUGACAAAUCAUUCUCACAGACAUCGAGUCUCCGUGUUCAUCAACGCAUUCACACAGGGGAGAAGCCAUUCAGGUGUGAGGUGUGCAAUAAAUCGUUUUCAAGCUCAUCGAACCUCCUGCUCCACCAGAAGAUUCACACAGGAGAGAAACCCUUCACGUGCAAAGUUUGUGACAAGUCAUUCUCAGGAUCAUCAAAACUUCUGCUGCAUCAAAGGAUUCACAUCGGGGAGAAACCAUUCAGGUGUGAGGUCUGUGCCAAAUCAUUCUCACAGUCAUCGAUCCUCCGCAUCCACCAUCGCAUUCACACUGGGGAGAAACCGUUCAAGUGUAAUGUGUGUAACAAAUCGUUCUGUCAGUCAUCAGCUCUCCGGACACACCAACGCAUACAUACAGGUGAGAAACCAUUCAUGUGCAAUGUGUGCAAUAAAUCAUUCUCCAGGUCGUCGAGCCUCCUGCUCCACCAGAGGACCCACACAGGAGUAAUCUUUCCGGUGUGAAGUUUACUGUAAAGAUUUUGCAACACCUAUGUUCAAGCACCUGGAAAAACCACAAGAUUUACACGAGGAAGAAACGCUUCAGGUGUGAUCUUUGUAGCAAGGCUUUCACUCGGCCAUCCAAGUCCAUCAAAGCAUGAACAGAGGGAAGAAAUGCCGUUAGUGUGAGCUCUGUAAUAAAACCUUUACACAGUUGUUGGACUUCCUGAAACAUCAUCAAACCUAUAUGGGCCUAGCCAACUUCUUAUUAAAAUGUCACUAGUGUAAAAAUCUGCAAAAGCUCAAUGCACAGAAUGUUCAGUAGGACAGAACAAGAAGCAGCUUUCACUCCCAUCAAACACCUAGUGAUGACAUCACCAGUGCUGAGGGAUUAUGAUGUCAACAAUGGAGCCACCCUGCAGUGUGAUGUCAGUGACACAGGACUUGGAGCAAUCCCCAUGCAGUGAGGGAAACCCGUUGUGUUUGUAUCCAGAGCGUUAACACAAACUGAACACUACUGUACACAGAUUGAGAAAGAGACCCUGGAUGUUGUCUUUGAUUAUGUGGACUUCACCCAGUACCCUUUAGGGAGAGAAAGUGACAGUAGAAUCUGACCACAAACCAUUUCAAAGCAUCUUUCUCAAACCAUUUCAGUCUGUGCAAAGCUUUUCAAAAAGGAUAUUACUUGAUUUGUAGAGAUAUCACUUGGGAGUGAAGUACAAGAAACAGAAACAUUGCUGACAAGCUGUUGACAGCUGCAUUCCCUUUGAAGGAAAUUGAUUCUCUUUGACGGAAGUACACAGUUUGAAAUCUUCCAGAUUCAGCAAGCACCAACAACACAAGGAUAACAUAAAUCCGUCAAGGACACUCCUGUGACAGUUAGACAGUAUUGGACAAAGAAAGUUGAGGUGAUCGUCCAAGAUGGCAUCUGUGCAUAGGGAACAGGGUCAUUAUCCCUGAAGAGAUGGGGAAAGAGAUGCUGAAGCAUAAACCACACAAACCAUUAGAGUUGAGUCUCAUCUGAAUAAGGUAAGAGAGGUGAUCUACUGCCCAAACAUGAGCAAUGAGAUAAAAAAACCACAUCAGCUAAUGUAGUGUUUAUAACGAACAUCAAACUAAACAAGAUAAAGGGUUACUCAUGACAUCCCAGACAGCCCAUGGAUAAAGCUUGGAAUAGACCUCUUCACUUUCACUUGAACUGAUUAUCUUAUCACAAUCGAAUAAUAUUCAGACGGCAAGGAGUUAGAGCAGCUGAUUUUACGGAUUCCUAGUGAGAUUGUAGAAUGUCUGAAAGCACACUUCAGUCAUCUUGAAAUCCCUGAUAAUGACAUCAAUUCCUGAAUGAACAAUUCAGAUAUUUCAUGGAUGGGAAAUUCAGCACCAUCCAUCGUCUCCACAUUAUCCCUAGUCAAAUGGAAAGGGUGAGGAAUUGGUGAAAAUUGACAAAGGCAUCAUCAAAAUCUAGCACAUCUAGCACAGAUGUGUACAAUGUGAUCUUAGAGCAGAGAAUCACAGCUACUGAAGGCAUGGAAGUUUUCCGGGCCGGUGACUGUUGUAGCACCACUCCAAACUAUAUUUCCUAAAGCUAAAGUAAUACUGAAGCCAGAAAUAGUGCUAUAAGUGAACUGGGAAGAAUAGAAUAGAAUAGCCUUUAUUGUCACAUAUACUCAACGAGAAUAGUGAAAAGUUUAUAUUGUCGCCAAUUACAGCACCGACUCAGAUACAAAAGUACCUAGGCACAGCUUCUUUUGUUACAAGAUUUGUUACAGAAAUAAAAUGUCCAGUUCAAUAAAGCAGAUCACACUGGCACUUAGCUUCCAGUCCACGGCUCUACACCAUGCCAGCGACACGCCGGGAGGCCAUUGCGCCAGGUCGAGAAGUCGUCAUGUCGACGCCAGGAGCCCCAAUGGGAGGAGGCCGCUGCGUCAAGCCGGGAGGUCACCACAGCACACCGGAGGCUGCUGCAAGAGGCUGGGAGGUUGCCACGCCAUGUUGGGAGGCAACUGUGCCAGGCCAGGAGUCGUUGCCGGAGGCCAGGAAUUGUUGCUAGAGGCUGGGGAUUGUCGCUGACUAGUGGCUGGGGAUCGUCACUUGCCAGAGAUCGGGGAUUGUCGCCAAACGCCAGGGAUUGUUGCUCCUUACUGGAGGCCGGAGUCAUUGUCAAAGGCCCGAAGUUGAAGGCGAGAAAGAAGAAGGAGAAGAAGAAGAGAAAAAAGGAGGAUGAAAAAGAGAAAAAAGAAACGAAGAAGAGCGGGCGGAGAAAUGAGCUCCGGCUGGAGAGUCCUAAUCCAUCGCCAUCUUACACUGAUAAUUGUUCUUCACUGUGAAACAAGUGAUCCCUAAACACACAAAAUCCCAACAAGAUCACCAAGAUGAUCAAUUUCCCUGAUUGACUGCUUUUCAGGACACAACAAUCACGAGUUUCAUCAUGAACAUGAAAUUCUUGUGACACACUCAACUUUAACAAAAGGCAGGAUAAAGAAAAGUAUUCUUAAUCUAUGGCUAUGCAUCUUAGCGAUAGUUCUUCAACAUCCCAAGUACGUACAUAUACACACACACACACACACAGACAAAAGACAAACAUGUGGCACAUAAGUAUGGAUAAAUAUAGACUGGAUAAGCGCUAUUCUUAAAAUCAAAAGUCGAAAUUUCAAAGGUGUAUUAAAUUGUCUUUAUUAAAUUUUUAGCACUGAUGACA